AACACUGUUACGCAAUGCUCAUUGGCAAUACUGGCAUUUGAAUUUAUUAACAACUUUUAGUCAAACGCCCUAAACACAUCUGCAUAUUGAUUAAAAUUCUUGUGUGAGCAGUUUUAUCAGGAACAAUAUUAAAUAUUAAUUAUUUUACGAAGAUUGUGUUGCAAAUUUAUAAACAUUGCCCUCAGUUUCGUUGAAUAAGCAUUUUCUGCAUCCCGUUAUUUGACAUGGUUGCUUAUUGCACCUUACAUUUUUCUGUGGUGAAUAUUUAUUAAGUUACCACAGUUAAAAAAAGGCAUAAAUAUAUAUCGUAAUUAUUCUAAAAUUUGCCAAUAAUAGCCGCUCCUUUAAGAACAUAUAUUAAAAUAAACUUAUUUUAUUUUGAAAACAUAUUAAGGUAUUACAUAUAACCAAUAUUUUUUGGACAACUUUUUUAUAAAUUAAAAGAAAAUAGCAAGAUGCAACCAUUUUCCGGUUAAAAGUCGGCCAUCUUGGCUGUCUGUAGAAACUCAACCCCUAGGCGGACUUAACGUUUCUCCAUGGACCCUUCUCAGCUGUAGCUUUGUUUACAUCGAUCAUGAGGAAAAACAAUAAAUAUGCAAUAAACUUUUGCUUAGGAAAGACCUUUAAAAGUUUUGAUUAAUGGUUUCCAUAGCAACUACCUGUUCACAAAAAAAUUAUUAAAUUAUUUCUUUUUAUUUACAUCUCUGUCUCAAAUAGACAGAUUUCGUUCAAGUGAUCUCAGCUGUGUUACACAUAGGAAAACAGCUGAUUCUUUUGUUAUUUUUAGGAUUAUAAAUUGUUAAACAUAAACUUGGAAAAUUAUGAAGUCAAUGAACCUACAAGAGCGACAUAAUUAUAUUUUGAAGAAAUUCAUUAUUUCUGAUAAGUCCUCCAAAGGCAAGAAGAAUUAUCAGGACAUAGAUAUAAUAAAGCAACAUCAUCGAUUUUUAUGGGAUGACAACGAAUUACUUGAUAGUAAUAAUUCAUGGAAAGUUCAUAUGGCUAGACGUUACUAUAACAAAUUAUUUAAGGAAUAUUGCAUAGCAGAUUUAACUCGACAUAAAGAAAAUAAAGUUGCAUUGCGUUGGCGUACCAAGGAUGAAGUAGUUAUAGGAAAAGGACAGUUUCAAUGUGGAAGCAGAAAAUGUGAACAAAGAGAAAAUUUGCGCAGUUGGGAAGUUAAUUUUGCUUAUCAUGAGCAAGGAGAGUAUAAAAAUGCGUUGGUGAAGCUGCGACUAUGCCCCACUCACUCAGAGCAGUUAAAUUACACUUCACGAAAACGGGAAGUUAAGCGCUUAAAAAAGUUUACUGCAACAAAGGAACAAAUACUACGAAAAAAUCCAGAAAAAGCCCAAGUAGCGAGUUCUUUUCAAAACAUUGGAGCUGUACCAGAUGGAAAAAGUGAAAACGAGGAUAAGAUUUGGAACCGCAAAGCAGAUGUCGAAUUGGAGCAACCAUCCCGUGAAAUUGACUUUGAACGUUAUUUAGAAGAUCUUCUCUUAUAGUUUAUGAUUUUAUAACAUAUCGAUUAAUGAAAUAUCUUAACUCAAACUUGAAAAUUGUUGGUAAAACUACCAUGACUGCCGUUCCUAAAUAAAGCGUAGAACGGCGCGUUUUUUACCGCUUAGCGUUAACGCCGACGCGACAUCUUUAAAUAAAGCGGCAACUUUACAUAAAUUCUAAAAUUAGUACAAAAGAAAUUAAAUUUAAUAAUAAUACUUACAUCCAUUUGUACAAGCAUUAAACAUCGGUCGUCAAGAAUUUUUUCAGAAAAGUUACAAUUUCUCGGUUUUCUGCUGUCAACUUUACUUCACUUCUUAACGCGCUGUCAAAAUCGGAUUUUUCAACGCUUAGCUUUUAUUUAUGUAUGCGCCAUACAAAAUAUAUGGAACUGAGGAAUUUUUGACAGUAAUUUACCGCUGCCGCUUUUAUUUAAAGACGGCAGUAGAAAUGAAAACACGGCUACGACAGUUUACUACACUAUUUAAGGAUUUUUGAGAAAUAUGUGCAUGAAUAUAUUCAUAAACAUUAAUAAAUACAAUAUUUGUUUAA
Molecule: messenger RNA, 2052 nt
Organism: Bactrocera oleae (olive fruit fly)
Lineage: Eukaryota; Metazoa; Arthropoda; Insecta; Diptera; Tephritidae
Product: protein FRA10AC1
Source: RefSeq, a predicted model, not a curated record